Molecule: messenger RNA, 15584 nt
Organism: Anolis carolinensis (green anole)
Lineage: Eukaryota; Metazoa; Chordata; Lepidosauria; Squamata; Anolidae
Product: connector enhancer of kinase suppressor of ras 2
Exons: 24
Coding region: 748-3948 (1066 amino acids)
Biological process (GO): regulation of signal transduction
Cellular component (GO): membrane; cytoplasm
Molecular function (GO): protein binding
Source: RefSeq, a predicted model, not a curated record
AUGCUCAGCAUUUUUCCCCCUUCCAGCUGCCAAGCCCUAGCACGCUUUCAUCCAAAUUAGCCGGGGACAGUCAGCAUGUUUUGCCACAGCACUGCGAGAAACAAUCUGCUCUCCAGUUCCAGCUCGUAAUCUUAUCAGAGGGAAUUUCUUUUUUAGAGGAAGAUGAUUUCGUCUUUGUCCCUUCCAUCCCUUUUCCAGCGCUCUAGCUGCCAACCCUGCAAUAGCAGGAAGGAAAGGCGUGGAAGGGAGAAAGGGGCUGGAGAGCUGAAGUGUGCAUUGUAAUGUCACAUUUGUGCCAGCCGAACUAAGUAGAUCAUUGGGUGGGGAGAGAGCGAGAGUGAGAGAGAGACUGUCUCUCUCUCUCCCUCUUCUCCCUCUCCCUCUCUUUUUUGGUAAGUAAGUAGAGACAUACUGCACCAUUUCCUGAUUCAGUGAGCUCUGGAGAGUUGCUGGCUGUGUGCAGCAGGGGAGGUGCUAGAGCUGAUCAAGCCGCGUAAUUUUAUACAUUACUGAAUCAGUGCAGGAGAACCUGGAGGGACAAAGCAUCCGCACAUCUUUUGGACAGCAUCGCCAAAGCCUCCCGCUUCGCCUCCUCCAGCCAUGCUCUGAGAGCUUUGUGCAUUUCCCUUGCACCCACCCACCCAUCUUUUCUCCUCCUUGCUCCCCACUCCUCUUUUUCUCCAUCCUCCCAUCAUUGCUCCUUCCUCCUCUUCCUCCUCCUCCUGGUGUAAAUGACAGAGUCGUCUGAUGAUGGCCCUUGUUAUGGAACCUAUUAGCAAGUGGACGCCCAAACAAGUAGUGGAUUGGAUGAAAGGCCUUGACGACUGCCUGCAACAAUACAUUAAAAACUUUGAGAGAGAGAAGAUCAAUGGGGAGCAGUUGCUACACAUCACUCAUCAGGAGCUGGAAGAGUUGGGAGUCACCCGAAUUGGCCACCAAGAGCUCAUCCUGGAAGCGGUGGAUCUCCUGUGUGCUUUGAACUAUGGCUUGGAGACAGAAAACCUAAGAACUCUUUCCCACAAGCUGAACGCCUCGGCCAAAAACCUUCAGAACUUCAUAACGGGUAGACGGAGGAGUGGCCAUUACGAUGGCAGAGCCUCCCGACGACUGCCAAACGAUUUCCUUACCUCUGUGGUUGACCUGAUUGGUGCUGCCAAGAACUUGCUUGCCUGGCUGGACAGGUCUCCAUUUGUCAGCGUGACUGAAUACUCACUGCUGAAAAAUAACAUUGUUCAACUGUGCCUGGAACUAACAACCAUAGUGCAACAGGAUUGCACGGUGUAUGAAACAGAAAAUAAAAUUCUUCACGUGUGUAAAACGCUGUCUGGCAUCUGUGAUCACAUCAUCUCCCUCUCAUCCGACUCUCUGGUGUCACAAUCCGCUCACCUCGAAGUUGUUCAUCUUACCAGCAUCAUGCCCAGUGAAGGCUUGGGGAUGUAUAUCAAGUCAACCUAUGACGGGCUCCACGUGAUCACUGGAACUACUGAAAACUCUCCAGCAGACCAGUGUAAGAAAAUCCAUGCAGGGGAUGAGGUGAUCCAGGUCAACCAUCAAACUGUGGUUGGCUGGCAGUUAAAGAACCUGGUAAAUGCCUUGCGCGAAGACCCAAAUGGCGUGAUCUUAACCCUGAAGAAACGGCCCCAGAACACCCUGGUGUCCGCCCCGGCCCUCCUGAAGAACGUAAGGUGGAAACCUCUAGCCUUGCAGCCUGUCAUUCCAACCAGCCCAACAAGCAAUUCCACCACGCCAACGAGCACAAUGGGCUUGAGCUCCAAAAUGGACAACUCGACUCUCCAAGACGUUUUCAUCCUCUCCCCCAUGUCAGGACUUUAUGGCCCCAGGGAUGACAUUGGGAUUGUGUCUUGCGAUGACAUCAGUAAAUAUGGCAUCGGGAAGUCUGGGAUGAAGGGUUCAGAGUCUCCAAGCUACUUUUUGGAACACGAAACCGGAAAGUAUUACACGUUAAUCGAAGGCGAGGGCCAUCCGGUGAGCUCUGAAUAUGAAAGAGGCAGAGCCACAGGUGUGCGGCGGAGAGAGAAGACACCCACGCAUGGUGAUCUCAGGCCAGUUUCUAUGCCAACAGAGUACAGCUGGAUAGGAGAUUCCAAAGAGCCAAAUAUGUAUAAAAGGGGAAGCCGAGACUCCGAGAGUUCACUCCUUCGAUACCUGAGUGAUGACAAGAUUUUGGUCAUCCAGGAGGAGCCACUGACUCAGAAGGACAACAAGCGAGAUACAGGGCGGCGGUCGAGGAAAAAGGGCAAGAACAGCGGAAGUCCCAACUACCCCAUUAGCCCUUCGGUGCUGACCUCAACUGUGAACGUCCGGCUCGAACCGGGACAGCAAGAGGCCCUCAACUUCUCCUUACCUGAGAACAACACUGUUCCUCUGUAUCACAGGGCAGGAGACACCAUCGCUGGAGAUUCGGAAAGGUAUGUGAGUUCUGCUGUGGAGCGUCAAGGAAGCACAUCAAUGAGGAAGUCUUUUCACUACGCUUCCCUGCGGGUAAAAAGCAAAAAAUGGCCCAAAGGAGGCUCACUGAACAACAGCAGCCGGCGGCGGAUCUCCUGCAAGGAUUUGGGGCAUGGAGAUUGCGAGGGCUGGUUGUGGAAGAAAAAGGAUGCCAAAGGCUACUUUACCCAGAAGUGGAAGAAAUAUUGGUUCGUGCUGAAGGAUUCCUCCUUGUAUUGGUACACCAACCAAAAUGAUGAAAAAGCAGAAGGAUUCAUCAGUUUGCCAGAGUUCAGGAUAGACAGAGCCAUCGAAUGCAGGAGGAAACAUGCCUUCAAAGCUUGUCACCCCAAAAUUAAGAGCUUCUUCUUCGCAACGGACUGCCUGGAAGAAAUGAAUAGGUGGAUGAACCGUUUAGGUCUUGCAGCGAUUGGAUAUACACCAGAUGACAAGGAUAUCCGGCCAGAUGAAGCAGAUUACUGGAGCGAAAGUGACCAGGAGGAUAUUGACGGCUCCUUAACGCUGAAACAAGAGGGACCUGCAACGAUUUGUGACACCUACCACCGAACACCCUCAAUGAAUUCUUCGAGUCCAUUCCCUGAGCCCAAACACGGCCGACAUUUCUCCAGCGAAUCAACGUAUUCUCAUUCUUCCGCGGAGGAUUCCCGGCAGGACCCAAUGGGAACGACGCAUUCAGCAGGCUGCAGGCCUCCCUACAGAGAACGGCGCUCGUGGCAGGACCUCAUAGAGACUCCCCUGACCAGUUCAGGCCUCCAUUUCCUCCAGACCGUCCCUCCCGACCCGGAGUACGUGAGUGGGCACCUCGGCUUAUCGCCAGAGAGGCGGCGGCAGGCGACGCUCCCGGUCCAGAGGCGGCACAACCUUGAGCAGGACGGCCCGUUCCCACUGGUGGAGUGCCACCGGGGCCCCAGUUCGCACACCCGGCCCCAGAAGCAGCGCAGUCAAAGCCUUCCGCGAAACAGAGACGUCCGAGUCAAAGGCCGUGUAAAACCCAGCGGGAUAACAGAGGAGAGAUCAGAAGAGAAACUGCCCAUUAAAAAGCAAAGUAGUUUGUGUGAAGAAGAAAACGUAGAAGAACAAAAAGAGAGCUCAGAUGGUUUGCAUGAAUUGUACAAGUCUCUGGAACAGGCUAGUUUGUCAGCGUUUGGAGAGCAACGUCCGUCCACCAAGCAGGAGUUCCGGAGGUCCUUCGUAAAGAGAUGUAACGAUCCUGUUAUCAAUGAAAAGCUUCAUCGGAUUCGAGUUCUCAGGAGCACUUUAAAAGCAAAGGAGGGAGACCUUGUCGUGAUCAACAACCUCCUCCAUGACCCCAAGUUGACGUCCAAAAAAUUCAAAGAGUGGAAAGUAAAGAACUAUGAGUUUUUCCUGGACAUUUGUGAGUACGGUGCGGCUCUCAAAGCCCAAAACGGGGCCUCUGAACUCGCAGCCCCGGCCCCGCUGCUGACACACACUCAUUCCUUCAUCGAAACCCACGUCUGACAGGAUGUAGCACCGGGAACACUUUUGGGGCAGGGAAGGCUGCGGGGAGGGACCGUGGGGAACCCAUUGUGACAAAACACUGUAACCUGUGUAAAUAAUGUACUCAGCUGUAUUGUAAAUAGGUUGGAUAAGAAACUAGUGCCACAGGAUGCCUACUUGCAUUGCAUGAUAAGACAGUCUUAUUUUCUUUGGAAUUCUUUUGGUUGUUUGCUGUUGGGUUCUGCAUUGGAACAAAGCAGUGCAGACAGCAUUCGCUGGCGAAACACCCCAGAAUAUUCACGAGUACUGUACUAAAGUCCGGAUGGAGAGAUAACGGAGCUCUCUUGUGAUUUUAUAUAUGUAGAUAUGACUGUGUGUCACUAUAUCUAUGUAUAUAAAAUGGAACUUAUUUUUUGAAAAACUCAUCCUCAUAAUCUCCCGUACCCUUUGCUUUUAUUCUUUUUUUAAGGUAUGGAAAUGUAAAGCAUUUUUUUAAAAAAACACACACACACACUCAAAGAAAAAAACCAGAACUGUAUCAACUGUAUUACAGUAGAGUCUUGCUUAUCCAACAUAAACGGGCCGGCAGAACAUUGGAUAAGCGAAAAUGUUGGAUAAUAAGGAGGGAUUAAGGAAAAGCCUAUUAAACAUCAAAUUACAUCAUGAUUUUACAAAUUAAGCACCAAAACAUCAUGUUUUAUAACAAAUUGACAGAAAAGGCAGUUCAAUAUAUGGCAAUGUUAUGUAAUAAUUUCUGUAUUUACAAAUUUAGCACCAAAACAUCCCAAUAUAUUGAAAACAUUGACUACAAAAACAUUGACUGAAAGGCAGACUGCGUUGGAUAAUAUAGAACAUUGGAUAAAUGAAGGUUGGAUAAGCAAGACUCUACUGUAUUACUCAAGGAAGAAAACUAAACCCUCAAUCUUAAAAUCUUUGCAGUAAAUUGUAGCUACACAAAGAAGGCUAGAGUCACAUGGAAAUGGUAAACAAACAACCCCUUUUUGGUGUGCCUUAAAAUGUAUAGUGUGUAUACCCAGGAAAACAUCUUUAUUUCCCCCUUUGCCACUCCAGGCACAACCUGUACAUGCCGUUGAAAUGCUGUGCUAUUUUAUACAAUACCGUGCCUGCUUCUCAGAAGAAGGAUGGGCCCGAGGAAAGUGUGUGUCUGUUUGUGUAUAUCGGUGUCCCGCGCACAGGAGAGGGUUGCAAAGCUGCUUGGCGUUGCUCUCAAGCAAUGCGCCUCCAAGUUGUUUGGACGUAUGCCGUUUUGGGGAACGGGGAGGUCCUUUUCUGAGAUCGUAGUUGCUCUUCCGGCGCUCAGCAUUUAUCCACUGUGAAUUUAGUGCCACAGACCUGUGAACCCACGACGUUCUGACAUUGACUUCUGAAACAAAACCACGGAAAAGUCUCAACUGGAAACUGGUUAUUUACACUGAGUGACAUCCUUCAGAUAUAUAUGGUUCAGGGACGGUUGGACUGAAGGCAACUAAAGGAUCACUUUUCAGGAAUUGUUCUACUGUAGCAAUUACACACACAGUAACACACCCAUAUAAACACAGAAUAACAGAUGACCUGCAAGGGGUUUGUGUAUGUAUGCCACGCCUGGAAGUAAAAAUGAGCCUGUGGAGCAUUGACUUGUUAGGGCCUUUCCACACAGCCAUAUAACCCAGAAUAUCAAGGCAGAUAAUCUGUCACCCCACUGAUCGCCGGGGUUGAUUCGGAUAAUCUACAAUGUCUGCUUUGAACUGAAUUAUCUGAGUCCACACUGCCAUAUAAUCCAGUUCAAUGUGGAUUUUAUACAGCUGUGUGGAAGGGGCCAUAGUCUGCUACCAGCAACAAGAGAUGGUUCAGGACAUUUCGGUGCCUUGCGGCAGGAAAUCAAAUUGGUUACAUUUGUGGUAACCAAUAAUAAUAAUAAUAAUAAUAAUAAUAAUAAUAAUAAUAAUAAUAAUAAUUUAUGUACCCCCAGAUGGCCAGCUAGGCAUAUAUAAGAAUUUCAUUUUAAGUAUUUUUUUAUAAAAUCAAAUUAACCAAUAUUCUUAGAACUGGGAGAAAGCAAACUGACAGUCGUCCACGCCCUAUGGUUAGUUUGCCUUAUUUAUUUAUAUGUAUUUAUAUCCUGCCAGAAAGAUCAAGGCAGCUUUGCUUUCCUCCAAGGAGCACACAACGGUCCUCCUUGCAUUUUUACCCCUCUCAGUCCCCUUGGGUGCAUCUGUGCUGUAGAAUGGAUGCAGUUUGACACCACUUUAACAACCUUACCGGUUCAUGCUAUGGAAACAUGGGAGUUGGAGUUUGGUGAGGCACCAGCUCUUUUUUGGCAGAGAAUGCUAAAGCCCUGGUAAAACUACAGCUCCCUUGGUUCCAUAGUGGUGAGCUAUGGCAGUUAAAGUGGUGUCCAAUUGCAGUGUAAAUGCCUUCCUUGUGAAAUAAGCUGCUUAAGCGGCUGAGGGGGGAAAGGAAGGGGUCUGAGGCUGUGGGAGUUGAAGCCCAAAACACCUGGAGGGCCAAAGUUUGCCCAUGCCUGGUAUAUACUCAUGUAUAAGCCGAAGCCAGUUUGGACGACAAAAUUAUGGAUACUGAGGGAGAUACAAAAGAGGUUACAUUAGGAUCGCCCCUGCUGUAAAAAAUUAAAAUAGCAUAUUAGGAUUAUACGAGGGUUGAAUGAAAAGUAAUGCCUCCACCUUCAUAACUCAACAGAUGGCAGUCCUGGUCUGCGGCAGGUGCUGGCUUGUUCAGUAGACUCUCCUCUACAGUUCCAUUUGGCAGGAAGCCUUAGCAUUGAGCAGUUGUGUUGUUAAAGUGCUAAGUAUGGAACCCUGCACAGACGGUCGGUCAAUGCAACUUAAGCAACAUGCAGUCAUUGAAUUCUUGACAGCAGAAGGUGUUACCCCAAAGGAGAAAGGUGUCACCUUCAUUCUCAUAAUGCGAGAGGAGUUUCUGGCAAAUUUCAAGUCUGUGCGCUUUCAUUUCAGGCAUCAGCAUCCUGGGUACCCAUCAUGCACAGAUCUUCCCAUAGCCAAGCAAAGCAAUAAUGUGACCCACACGUUCUUGUGAAAUGCCGAUGAUGCUUGAAAUUUCUCUGAGUGAUACGACGAUCAUCCUGAAUCAAUCUGUCAACCUUUUGCUUGUGAACUCGGGUGGUUGCUGUCACAGGAUGUCCAACUGUUUGUCAUGCAAGUCAGAUGUUUCCACCUCAACAUCUUUAAACUUACUCGCCCAAUGAGGCACAGUACUCACAUCAACACAAACAGCUUGUAUUAUCUGAUGAAUCUCCUUUGGGGCGACACCUUCGGCUGUCAAGAAUUCAAUAACUGUGUGUUGCCUAAGUUGCAUUGACCGACCAUCUGCGCAGGGUUCCAUACUUCGCACUUUAACAACACAACCGUUCAAUGCUAAGGCUUCCUGCCAAAUGAAACUAUAGAGGAGACUCUACUGAACAAGCCAGUACCUGCCGCAUACCAGGACUGCCAUCUGCUGAGGAGUUACGAAGGUGGAGGCAUUACUUUUCAUUCAACCCUCGUAGCUCACCUUUGGUUGGCUGUGCAGGUUUUCCAGAUUUUGAAUAUAGGAAGGGGGUGGAUUAAAAACAGCAUUCUGGAGGUCUUUUUCCUGAGUUCUUCUGGCACCUUUUUUGCUACUUGCGUGGGUUUGUGCCAAAGAGGUAGUUGCUGUUUGAACAAACAAGUCAUCAUCAAGCAACGAAACCCGCAUUUGUGGGACUAGCUCAAAGUCCCGGUAGCUUUGAAAAUGUGCAAUAUGAAAAUACCUAAAAGUCUGGCUGUUCUGCAGAAAGGGGCAAACAAGGAACAUUUGGUAAAGAAACGUCCCUCAAGUACAAGAAAUGCCUCCCAAGUGUGAUCAUCCUGUCUCUGCUCUAAUAAUACAACUAUUUAUGCACCGCAGUGAUUUUGGGAGAGAACGCUCCUGGAAGAAUGGUGCAAUUAUGCUCCUAGUAUCCCGAGAGGUCUUGUAUUGUGGAAUCAAUGCACUGCGCUCUUAAUUGUAUAUGGGUAGAACAUGGGACUAAAAUGCACGCAAGCUUUCAUUUGCUGAAAUACAUUUUUAAAAAACUUCCCUAGUGGCUUGCGUUGCUGCUGUGCUAAACAGUACAGUAACUAAAGCCAUUGAAAUAGUGACAGGCUUGAUCCCAAUCAUUGAUCCCAAUCUUAGGACAGGGAUAGGAAUCAUGCAACCCUCCAAAUGCAGAUGGAGUUUGCAAGAUGCUACCCAUGAGCCAGUUUUUAAAAUCUAGUUAUUUAAUAAAAGGCUUUUCCCAAAGAGGCAGAGUUGUACAGGCUUUGGUUCUAAGAAAAUGUCCAACUUUUGGAGCUAUAAAGACAACCUUAAAACUGUGGAGGAAUUGCCUUCUGGAACGAAGGCAGUGUUUUUGAUGCUUCCAAGGAGGAAGGCAGGGCAACUUCACUCCAUACAGUGUGUCUUCCAAAACAUGCUGCCAAAUAUUUUCCAAGAACUGUUGUUCUUUCCCACCCUCCCAAUAAAUUGCGGUCAGUACAAUGUGUUGUCGAAGGCUUUCAUGGCUGGAAUCACUGGAUUGCUGUUAGUUUUCCGGGCGGUGUGGACAUAUUCCAUAAGCAUUCUCUCCUGACGUUUCACCCACAUCUAUGGCAGGAAUCCUCAGAGGUUGUGAGGUCUGUUGGAAACUAGGCAAGUGGGGUUUAUAUAUCUGUGGAAAAAUGUCCAGGGUGGGAGAAAGAACUCUUGUCUGUUUGACAAGAGAAGUCAGCCAUAGCAGAGCACUUCAUGACCCAACCUGGACAGAGCAUAUUAUUUGAGAACACAGAAAUGCUGGACCACUCUCACAACCACUAUGUCAGACUACAUAGAGAAAGCAUUGAAAUCCACAAGCAUGUGGACAAUUUGAAAAAAAAAAAGGGGGGGGGAUACAAUGAAAAUGAACAAAAUCUGGCUACCAGUAUUUAAAAACCCAAAGUUCAGGACAGUAAAUAAAGAACAACACUAAGAAAACAGAAGAAUUCCAGACAGGAAAGAACCACGGCCAGCUAACACCUUCCAACAAUGGAUUUCCCCAGGCAGGAAGCAGCCAGGCUUUGAAGCUACAAUGCUACUUAAUGCUAAUCAAGGUGGCCAAUUGCAACAUUCACACUUGCCUCCAACAGACAAGAGUUCUUUCUCCCACCCUAGACCUUCCACAGAUAUAUAAACCCCACUUUCCUAGUUUCCAACAGAGCUCACAACCUCUGAGGAUGCCUGCCAUAGAUGUGGGUGAAACGUCAGGAGAGAAUGCCUCUGAAACAUGGCCAUACAGCCCGAAAAACUCACAGCAGCCCACUCCGUCCAUUGUGCAUAUUCUGUUCAAUGGCCGAAUUUGGGUUUUUUCUGGUCUGAAAUGUUUAGACCACUUGAUAGGCUCCAUCGACAGCAUAGUUAAAGGUAUUUUCUCUCUAUUUUAACAGCCUAAAUUGAAUAAAAUAAAAGUACUCUGGUUUUCAAAUGGGAUUUUCAAUUUCCUUACACUGUACUGUAUAUGCACUUAAAAUCUAACCCCAAUUUCCUUGAAAUAUAAGAAACGAGUCGUAAUAUAAAUAAGGAUUAAGAUAUCUCACAUACGUUCAUAUGUAGGAAUGAAUUAAUCGCACUGUAAAGAGAAAAAGAAUGAUCACAAAAUUUAUUUUUUUAAGAGGAAGAGAGCAUGGGAUGGAUCCAGCCUUAGUAGCACUUAUUGGAAUUACGUCCGAUUUAUUUCAUUUUGAAUGAGGUCUGAAUAACCCCCUUUUAAGCCCGACUGAAGCCCUUAUGUAGCUCUCAAACAUAUCAGUGGGUUUUGGGGGGAUCCUGAAGAAUCAAGCCGAGAAUCACCUUUCAGACAAAUAUGGAAACAAGCAUUUUUAGCUGAAAGAAAUGUCCACUUUUCAUGAAGUUAUCAAACUGAGCACUAUUUUGUGUGCAAUAAAGCUGCUACCUAUUUAAUAUGUGGAGUCUUAGUGGGUGGUAGAGGACUGGAAAGCCUUCCACACAAUACAAUUACAGCACCGUGACACCACUUUAACUGCCCUGGCAAUUUGGAGUUCAAGAAGCAACAUUGAGAUUUCCCAGCUUCACCAAACUACAGGUCCCAGAAUUCCAUAGGAUGUUGCCAUGGCAAUUAAACUGGAAUCAUCGUGCUGCAGUGACGUAGUGCAGAAGAACCCUUGGCUAAAAGCCAAAUAGUGUUAUGGUCUUGUUUUGCUAGAGCAGUAGUUCUCAACCUGGGGGUCCCCAGAUGUUUUUGGUCUGCAACUCCCAGAGAUCCCAGUGUUAGGAUUUUUGGGAGGCCAAAAACAUCUGGGGACCCCAGGUUGAGAACCACUGCACUAUAUUAAACCACAAAACCUGUCCUGAAAACUUAUGAUCAUCCCAUAUUCUCAGGCAACGAAACCUGAAGCAUUGCCUAUGAAAAUGUGUCUUCAUUCAAAUAUAAAUCCUUCUAUGACUGCUUUCGAACUAGUUUCGUUGUCAAGUCUUUUCCCCAAAAAUAAAGUCCUAAUUAGAGGGAGAGGAAUAAUUGUUUUUAUCCAAUUGCUGCCAGUUAGAAGGCUAAUCUCUGCCCACUCUCCUAGCAACCCACUCAGCCCAGGGGACAGGCAGAGUUAAGCCUCACUUAGGCCUCUUUCACAUUGCCUAUAAAAUACAGAUUAUCAGAUUUGAACUGGAUUAUAUGGCUGUGUAGACUCAAGGCCCUUCCACACAGCUAUAUAACCCAUUUAUAAUCUUAUAUUAUCUGCUUUGAACUAGAUUAUUUGGACUCCACACUGCCAUAUAAUCCACUUCAGUGUGCAUUUUAUACAGCUGUGAAGAAGGGGCCUCAUAUAAUCCAGUUCUAAGCAGAUAAUAUAAGAUUAUAAAUAUAAUAUGUAAUAAUUACUGUGAUAUAAUAAUACAGAACAAUAUAAUCUCUAAAAUCAGGACAGUAAAUAAGGACCAACACUCUGAAAGCAUAAGCCACAGCAACGCGUGGCCGGGCAAAGCUAAUUUUAUAUAAAGACAUUGAAUAUUCUUGGACAGCCGCAAUGACUAUCAGGGUUCAUCCAUACUAUAGAAUUAAUGCGAUUUGACACCGCUUUAAGUGCCAUGGCUCAAUGCUUUGGAUUUCUAGGACUUGUAGUUUGGUGGGGCAUCAUCCCUCUAGCUCCCAGUAUUGAGCCAUGGUGGUAAAUGCUCUGUCAAACUGCAUUAAUACUACAAUAUAGAUCAGGCAUGGGCAAACUUUGGCCCUCCAGGUGUUUUGGACUUCAACUCCCACAAUUCCUAACCGCCGGUAGGCGGUUAGGAAUUGUGGGAGUUGAAGUCCAAAACACCUGGAGGGCCAAAGUUUGCCCAUGCCUGGUAUUGAUGCACGCUCAUUCAUUGGGAGAAUGCAUGUAGAGGCUGUAUAAAUGAAAUUGUUUACAUUGGAAAUGGUGGAGAGAACUGGGAUGAGGACCCGUCUGCACUAGUAUUAAAACCUCUUUGACACUGAAGCUGUACUACAAAAAAACCCUCUCUUUGUAACUCUGUUAAUUGCAGGGCCAUAGGGGACUCUUGUCUGAUGUACUGAAUAGACUUUCAAUAAGACUUGUGCAAAGAGAGCCUUUUUUUAGAAGCCUAAAUGUAUGAAUACAUACAACACCCUUAUACUACGGCUUGCACUUUACUUGCAUAUAAACUGUGAAGUAGGCUGUAGUGAGUUUAUUUUAUUGUAUGGGUAUAUCCAGGGGUUGAAGUAGCAAAGCAACAGUACUGUAUUGCUGGCUUUCAAUCUCUCGCUGUUAAAAAUGUCUCCACAAGACUGUUUCAGAGAGUUGAAGGUAAUAUGGGAAAGCCAUUAUUUUCCUGGGGUUUGCACACUCAUUUAUUUUUCUUUUUUAAUCCCAUCACCAUCUUGGGUGAAGAAGUAAACCCAAGACGAAGAAAAUCCUAGAUAAAACCCAGCAGUGAUAUGUUGGGUUCUGCCAAAUAGCUACAGUAGAGUCUCACUUAUCCAACAUAAACGGGCCAGCAGAAUGUUGGAUAAGCAAAUAUGUUGGAUAAUAAGGAGUCAUUAAGGAGAAGCCUAUUAAACAUCCAAUUAGGUUAUGAUUUUACAAAUGAAGCACCAAAACAUCAUGUUAGACAACAAAUUAGCCAGAAAAAGUAGUUCAGUAUGCAGUAAUGCUAUGUAGUAAUUACCGUAUUUACGAAUUUAGCACCAAAAUAUCACAAUAUAUUGAAAACAUUGACUACAAAAAUGCGUUGGAUAAUCCAGAACGUUGGAUAAGCGAGUGUUGGAUAAGUGAGACUCUACUGUAUAAUGAAUUAUAUUAACUAUCGACUAGCCCUAUGAACAACCUGGAUUCAAGUCCAGCAUUCCUAAAUAUGGGCUAUAUGGCACUGGCUGGGGAAUAAUACCCGGAAUGCUGCUUGGUUCCCAACUUGAAAGAAGCUCAACCAUCAAGGACCAUAUUUCAAAUAACACUUUGGUUGAAGGAGGACAUUGUUCCUUAAAUAUAACUUUGAAUUACAUUAUAUACUCAUGUAUAAAUGUAGAAAUGUGAGUCAAAAAUUCAACCCCCCAAAAAUCUGGCUUUCAAUCUCUUAUCGAAAAACAAACCUUCUCUUGAGUAGAAUGGCAAAAGGGAAGAGCUGAGUUCAUCCUCAGAAAACCUAAAACAAGCCAAGGUCGUUUCUGCUCUUUUUGAAUGUUUAGAUGGAAAAGCAUUGGUGCUUUCCAGUCUCUGCAUGACGACCCUCGAUUUAUCCAUGGGUUGAUAUCAGAAUACAAAAUUUUGUCACCUAAACCAGGCCUUGAGGCCGACUUAUACAUUGAGUAUAUACGGAAAGCCAGUUUGUGACAACUUCCAAGUUAGUAAACAAUUGUUUGAUCUGUUGUCGAAGGCUUUCAUGGCCGGAAUCACUUGUUUGUUGCGAGUUUUCUGGGCUGUAUGGCCAUGUUCCAGAAGCAUUCUCUCCUGAUGUUUCAACCACAUCUAUGGUAGGAAUCCUCAGAGGUUGUGAGGUCAGUUGGAAACUAGGCAAGUGGGGUUUAUAUAGUUGUGGAAUGUCCCCGGGCAAAUGUAAAUGUUGGACAGUAAAUAAAGAACAACACUCAGAAUAAUCCUUUACCGGGUCCCAAUUGGUUUCUUUCUUUGGUAAACCUUGGCUUGGAGAUAACCAAUAUGUAAGUUUGUCCAUGUUCAUCACCUCCAUGACUUUAUUUAACCACUCCUCCUUAUUUGGAAUCUCCUUAUUUAAACAAAUGAAAUUGGACCCUAUCUGCUGAAUUAGAUUCAAUCUUCAAGACUGUUGAUGACAAAGGGGAUGUGGUAACUUACUAGCUUUUUAAGGAUAUUCAGACAUAUAAAUACACAAUAUAUACAUGCAUAUAUAUAUAUAUAUAUAUAUAUAUAUAUAUAUAUAUAUAAAAAUUAUGAUGAACCAGCUAAAGUUAGAUGGAAGUCAAUAAACUCUUUUUAAAUUUUUAUUUUAUUUUAUUUUUAUUUUUUUAUCCCUCUUCUUGUUUUUUGUAUAUCCUAUUUCCUACUUUUCUAUAAAAAAUAAAUGUUCUCCCACUUUCGAUGUGAAAACUCUAAUAUUUGUUAACUUUUUUUUUCUUUUCCUAACCUCUAAUACAAAAUUUUCAAUAAAAAUAUAUUACAAAAAAAAGAACAACACUCAGAAGACAGGGGAAUUCCAGAUAGGGCCAGCUAACAUCUACCAAUAAAGGAUUCCCCCAGGCAGGAAUCAACCAGACUUUGAAGCUGCAAGGCUAUUAAAUGCUAAUCAAGCUGGCCAAUUGUAACAUUCAUACUUGCCUCAAACAGACAAGAGUUCUUUCUCCCACCCUGGACAUUAUUCCACAGAUAUAUAAACCCCACUUGCCUAGUUUCCAACAGACCUCACAUCCUCUGGGGAUGCCUGCCAUAGAUGUGGGCAAAACAUCAGGAGACAAUGUUUUUGGAUCAUAGCCAUAUAGCCCAGAAAACUCACAGCAACCCAACAGUUUGAUCAAUUCCUUCUCCCAAUCCUGAUCUGGAGGAAAUGCUCAGGCCAUAAAGUGCCAGUUCAGACAUCAACCGCAAAACAAGAGAGAAAAUGUCCUAUUCGAGAGCCAAAGAAGGAAGAGGAGAAAGGAGAUGGAUAUGGAUAUGUCCCUACAGGCCUCUUACUCUCGAUCUUCCAGAUCUUCGUUUGGAAGGUUUGCUGAAUGUAGUCAUUUAAGACUGCGCUUGAAAAAUAGUAAUGUUUUCCUUUUCUUUUCCCAAGCACCUUCAGCUCUCUGCAAAAGCUAUCAUUAGUCUCUUGUUGCGAAAAGGUCAGAUAUGAGUGUACUUGGAGAGAAAAGUCCGCUCAAGUCUAAAGUCAGCUUACUGUCGUUGACUAUGGGGUCCCUCCGUGGUCUUUCUUUUGUAAAUAAACAAUCCUUCUAACAACUUCUGUAGCAAUAGGAGGUUCUAAACCAAACUUUCACUUGGACUGUUUUCUUUUUCCCAAACGACGACAACAAAAUCUCGAGCGCCUUGUAUUUAAAAAGAGAGAGAGAGAACCUAUGUCUUCGGAGCAUUUUUGUUUACAUGAUAAUAUGUAUAUAUAAAUAUACAUAUAUAUUAGAGGCAGAACUGUUAUUUAUCACACUUUUUAUGUUGUGCGUCCUUCUUUCUAAAAGUCUUUUCUGUCACUGAGAAAUAUUUUCUAUAAAUGGAGAAAAAUGUAUCCGAGGGAGUUCCCCGCACCCGUCCUGAAGCUUGAAGAAUGAAACCGGUUGUGUGUGUUUUACCUAUGUAGCUGUGCAAGAAAACCAAAAUGUGAUAUAAACUCAUAAAACCAGGGAGGAAUUUGCUCAAUUGCAUCGCAGACUAUGGCUUGCCCUGUGGUUUGAAAGCUUAAGAAUACAUUCUUUAUAUAUAUUUUUUUCCAUGGGGAGAAUACCCCCCUUAUCCUCAUAUUGAGCUGUCACCAUUCUCCAUCCCAGCCCAAGAAAGAUAGAGAGGAAGAAAAUGGAUUUAUGGUACAAUCCUGCACAUUUCGACUCCAAAGUCACUCCCAUUGAUUACAAUGGAGCUUGUUCUCAAUGACCUGAGUACAGGAUGGCCACCUUGGGCAGGUAAACCUCAAUUUCAAUCCCUGGAUAAUAACAACAGGUUCAUUUGUGUCCCUUUUUUCCAGUUUCACCAAAGUCCUACCUUGAGAAGUGAUCCACUGAUUGAUAUAAAACUAUGAAUGUUGGUUUUCCUUUCCUUCUUUUUUAAAAAUAAAACUCAAAACUCAGUUCUCUGUGAAUUACUGUACUUGGCUGCAUUUGUUUUCUAUCACGGAAUAACUUGUUGAUUAUAGUUUUUCAUUUUGCGUGUCUACAAUGAGAAGUGAUGAAUGGAGGAAAACUUUCACUGUGUGUUGCUCACUGGGCAUAUACCUCAUGGUACAUUGCACAGACGUGUAAGUUGUAAGUUGCACUGCAACAUUAUAAAAGGAACAUAUUGCUCUUUUUUCAAAGAUAUUAACUUAUUUAAAAAUAUAUAUAGACUGUACAUUAUUGAAAAAAGGACAUUUAUUCUUCCUAAAUCCAAAAGUAGCUUUUGUUUUUGUUUUGUUUGUUUUUUUGUUUUUUUUGGGGGGGGGGGACGUCGUAAAACUUCAGUUGUUGAUUUGGACUUCAAUAAAAUGAAUUCUCUGCACUUUAGGAA